Symbiodinium necroappetens is the source of this 2001-nucleotide messenger RNA. The record is from the annotation of a GenBank genome assembly. NCBI's taxonomy places the organism in Eukaryota, Dinophyceae, Suessiales, Symbiodiniaceae.
AUGAGGAUCAUUCGUGGCUGUUGGAGAUCUUCUCAGGGUGCCCCGGCUGAGCGCUGGCGUCCGGCGGCGGCCCACGCCCCGGCCGUGAAUGGCUACGAGCAGCUCUUGCAACCUCCCAGAAUGGUCUGCGACGUGACCUACUGGAUGAACCAAAUCCUUUUCGACCUCGGGGCCCCGGCGUUUGCUCUCAACACGGCUAUCGAAGCAACGACGCUGGCCAGCCGUGUUGGUGGUGUGCAGUGCUGUAUCAUGCCGUCCUGCUGUGGUCUAUACGAGCAGGAGGUGAUCCGGGACCGCAUCCGCCCUGGUGACAUGCUGGUUAUCUCGGUCGGCGGCAACGACAUCGCACUGGCCCCUUCCAUUUUCACAGUGCUCGCCAUGGUGCUGCUGAUGUUGACACCUUGGCCGUUCCUGUUCUGGUUCCACCCUGCUGUGGCGUACUUCAUCGGAUUAUUCAGGUUUCAGGUACAAUGCUAUGCAGAUAGGCUGACGCAAAGAACACGUCCGGCGAAGAUCGGAGUCUGCAUGAUCUACAACCUAGACGAGCGCAAUGGAGAGUCCUGGGCUAACAUGGCCCUGUGCAUCCUGUGCUACACCUGCUUUCCGAGCAUGCUCCAGCGGCGCAUGAGGUUGGUCUUUGAGCUGGCGACCUGCAGAAUCCAGGUUCCAGGCUCCGAGGUUGUUCCCAUUGCCUUGGCGGAUGCCUUGGAUGGCUGCUGCACGGAGGAUUAUCAUCAGCGGGUCGAGCCAAGUGUCAUCGGUGACCAGAAGAUGGCCCGGCUCAUACUCCAUCGAUUGGGAUGGCAAUGUGAAACGCCAGGUUAUCGAUACCAGAAGUUGUGCCGAGCACAUUCAUGUGCUUGUUCCGGCUCGAAGACCCGUCUCCUCAAUGAAGUUGUUCGGGCACUGAGGCGGUGCCCGCCCAGUCCGACGAUGCUCCGACCUUGCGCAUCCUUCGCUUUCCUUGCGCUGAUUGGGAAGGCCAGUGGAGCCUUCGAGCCAGGGUACCUGGCAACCGCCGCGAACUACACACGCGCAGCGCUGGAUGGUUAUUUGCAGGGACGUUUCGGCCAGCCAGCCGGCGAGCUACCUGCCAAAGGAGACCCUGCGCUGGACCCGUGCCCGAUUUUGAACAGUUGGCCGGACAAGGUCGAAAUCGAUGCGCCGAAUCCAUGCAAUCCCUUGGCGAGUGCUGGUGGCUGGACCUCAGAGGCUCCGGGCUCUGGAAUGCCCCUGGUGAUGACCUGGUCGCAGCAAUGCAGCAAAGUCGGGGCCAGUCUAGUUCCUGAGACGACCUACAGCCUUCCAUCGGGAGGCUUGUUCGGAACCAGUCGUCUGGUGCCUUCCUUGAUGGGCAACACCUUCCAGCUGAACGACUGUGUGGGCUACACGCGAUACUAUAUUGACGAGAAGGUCUAUCAUGUUGUCGGAGAGCCAGACGCCCAUGCCUGCGAAAUCUAUGGGUCUUGCGAUGGCUCAGUUUUCCUGCAGUUCAUCAUCAGAGAUCACGCAGGCCGCAAGAUUGCGCACACGCCCUACCUGCGGCUUUUCCAGAGCUCGUUCAAUAUCGAGGACACCAGUGGCCUGGUGGUAGCACAUGUGGAAAGGAUUGGACACUGGAAUCCAAUGUCCAAGAUGUGUUCAACCAAGGGACAUCGAUGGUUGGUGAAGUUCCCAGACCUGACCUUGCCUGGUGCGUCAGCAGUCUUUCCGACUGCGGCCGACCGGUGGCCGGUUGCGAAGCUGGUCACCAUCAUGGCCACCCGAGACGCCAGUCGCCUGUCUUCCGGCCUCGUCUCUCCUUCCGUCUGCGAAGUGGAGAAAACAGGGCUGCUGGUGAUUUCCAUGGUCUUUCUGGCAGUUGCUCUUGGAGCUCUCUACAUCUUGUUUCUGCGCGUUGGGGUUGCCCCGAUGCAGAACGCCUGUUUGGACUUCGAGAGUUCGUGCUGCCCCCGAAGGAAAAUGGCGGCGACAUCAAGAUUCCCGAAAUACACGGUCUGA